AUGAGCUCCAUUCAUGAAAUACCAGAAGUCGCUUUGGAUAAUUUCAAGGAAACCUAUCUACCCCGCGUUGUGAAUGCGACCCAGGUGGAAGAGAUUGCGAUCCGUCUGCAGAAAGCAGAUAUUCUGCUUUCGAACGGCCGAUGGGCUGACUUUCCCAAUGAUCCUGCCGAUGCACCCACCGAGGAUGCAACCUUCCAUCUCCUCGACUCUGUUGCUGCUGCCAUCGUCAAAGAAGCCACCGUCCUGCUGAAGUGUCGUCCGACGGCAACAAUGCAGACCAAUCCAAGGCAAUCCGCCAUCUCUGAAGGCCGUAACGCGCAGUUCAUAUCAGAUGGGCACUACAAGCUGUGCAUCUCUCUCGGCGCUAGAGUUGUUCCCAAUGAAAAUGCAACCAAGUACGGAGGCCUGUGUCCGUACGAUAAAAAUUCAAAGGUGGCAUUGGCCUAUGACCGUAUAGAGAUCGAGGAGUACAAAUGUAAAGAUAGAUGGACAGAUGAGAACGACAACAACAAGAAAAUAUUGGGAAAUGUCGCUCAAAUGAUGUACGCGGACCCUUAUCGCCGAUUCAUGUUUAGUGCAACGAUUACGAACACUACCACUAGGCUGUGGUACUUCUCAAGAGCCUUCGUUCUUAUAUCUACAACGUUUGAUUUUAUCUAUGAUUACAAGCACCUAAUACACUAUGUGAUUUCGAUGUCGUUUGGAAGCUUAGAAGACCUCGGUUACGAUACCUCAACUGUCCGCAUCGCAAUUCCGAUUGACAACGGCGAAAAAUAUCGUAUCCAGUAUGACUACCUCAUUGGCGAUGAAGUAUGUCGAACUGUCGAAGUCUGGAGAGUACGCAAGCUUAGUGAUGCCAAUGGUCAGGCAUUUGCUCUGAAAGAUGUUUGGAUACCACUGGAUCCUGCAUCUGAGAUCGACAUUCAAAAGCGCAUAUUCCAUCUCAUCGAUGAACAGUCGGCACAGACAGACCCUUCACUGUACAAGAAAUUCUUCAUGGACUUUGGUACUUGCAACGUUGCUUCUGCUGGCAAGGCAAUAACAGGGAAUUGCCAACAGUACCCGACUCCAGGGUACUUGUAUACUAGCCGAAAACAUGGUUGUGUGCUAUUCUCUGAGCUUGGCAUUCCUCUCGACAAGGAAUAUGACCAGAGCAAAUUUAUUGGUGGUCUUCUCCAUGCAUUCAAAGGGCUUAGAUAUCUCUACGUCAGUGACCACAUUCACCCAGAUAUAUCCUCUGGAAACGUCCCCUUUGUAACAACAAUCAAGGCAAGGUGCUUAUUCAAUUUUGUCAACCGUUCCCUUGAUCCCUCCUGGGACUCAGAAACAUGCUUUCCGAGAUAUCUUUCCUCAUCAAACCCGAGGGUCCAUACAGCGCUCUGCCUUCUUUAUGAAGGCGGAGUUAUACAAAUCUGCCAUUCAGUCACUUCCAAGAGAGUACCGAGUGCCCGGCUUCCUCCCAGACAAAUGUCGCUGUCGCUGGUCGAUGCCUACCAAUCUGUUGAGGCUAGCAAAGAUUUUCCAGCACAUCAGUCCUUUGACCAGUUCUUCAGCACAAGCAGAAAAAAAUUUGAGAAAUACCUGGAAAGUCUUGCGCAAUCUACUGUAGGCAAGAUCCGACCCUGGAAAGAUUUUGAUUCGGUCGAGGAAGGAGAGAUAGACUGGGCUGUGACUACUGGUUUGGAGGAAGCUAACUAUGCCGACACUGAUUCUUCUGAAGCUGACUGUUCCAUAAAUUAUGUCACUGUGAAGUGGAAACGAAGCGUUGCAUUGCACAAAGUUGGGGAGCCUGUUGAUGACGACCAGGUGACCGUACAUCAAAGCAUCAGCUCCGGAGUGGGCGAUUUAGCGGCACUGCCCCUGAAUAUCCUAAGGGACGUUCCACCCGAUCUGGUGGCAAAGCUACAGGAUCUGGGAACAGUCGAAGCCUGA
Guyanagaster necrorhizus is the source of this 1932-nucleotide messenger RNA. RefSeq lists its product as uncharacterized. The record is from RefSeq and is a predicted model, not a curated record. The transcript has 8 exons. The coding region runs from base 1 to 1932 and encodes 643 amino acids. Lineage: Eukaryota; Fungi; Basidiomycota; Agaricomycetes; Agaricales; Physalacriaceae.